Messenger RNA from Rhodofomes roseus, 342 nucleotides. RefSeq lists its product as uncharacterized. The transcript has a single exon. The annotation marks the transcript as partial. NCBI's taxonomy places the organism in Eukaryota, Fungi, Basidiomycota, Agaricomycetes, Polyporales, Fomitopsidaceae. The record is from RefSeq and is a predicted model, not a curated record.
AUACAGCACUUCAAGGCUAGGCACGAGAAGCACCUAGCCACCAGCCGAGCAUCCAACCUUGAUUCACAGCAAGCUUCUGUAUUGAAUCCACAUGCAGUGAACCACUUCUUUGAUUGGACGGAGGCAGAGUAUCAGGAUCACCAGAUUCAGCAGAUGGACAUCUGGGCAGCCGAUGAAUUUGGCAUCACCAAGUUGGUUGAGGCAACUGAGCAGGUUGUAUACUGCCGAGGCAAGAAGCAUCCUCCUGUACAGCAAAGUGGAGAGGAGAACAUUCCUGUCAUGGCCACGGUCUGUGCAGAUGGAGAAUGUCUGCCAUCAUGGACUAUCUACAAGGGUGAGCAG